Molecule: messenger RNA, 699 nt
Organism: Symbiodinium natans
Lineage: Eukaryota; Dinophyceae; Suessiales; Symbiodiniaceae
Source: the annotation of a GenBank genome assembly
AUGGCUGUUUACACCUCGCUUGUGAUGCUGGUUCUGGCGGCGGCUGAUUUCGAAUGGAUGGUAGCUGAAGGCUAUUCCUGCAGCACGGCGGAGAAUCGCCAGGACUGCGAAUGUUGGUUUUGCCUUAAUGCGGCGGUGGAUAUGUUUUCCAAGAACUAUCCUGCACGGUCUGAUUGCUUGUCCUCCUUCCUUGGAGGGUUUGCUCCAGAUUUUGUGGAUAAGCCUAGCCCACCGAUGCAAUCCCGCAGCAUUGGCAGAGCAUGUGACGAGCAUUUCGCGGAGGCAGUCUGGCACUAUUCUCAGUGCAUGUGCCCGUUGCUGGAAGCUCACUUCGACGAUGUGGCAGAAUACUGCUCAGACCAGUGCACUGGGCCACUCAUGCCCCGGCCCGAAGAAGAUGCGGUCGAGAAAACCAUCGGCACCGUCUUAAAUGUCUUCGGCUUGGAUACUGUGUGCCCUUUAAAGGUCAGCUGCGCCUUGUCAGCUGGUCCGGCUCGUCCUAGCAGCCCCUCGCGACAUCAUGCGUCAGAUGCCAAAUCAAGCGUGGACCUUCACCUAAAAAUGGGAGUCGCUGUGACAGAUUCAACCGAGGGUAAGCAGUACACCUACUCUAUGGAAGCCACUGCUCAAACCAGCUAUGCGCAGAUGACUUCUGCUGCCUGGACUGUUAUUGCUGGCAUUAUGCCAACACUUCUUUGA